Messenger RNA from Sphaerulina musiva SO2202, 586 nucleotides. RefSeq names its product ribosomal protein S28e. The record is from RefSeq and is a predicted model, not a curated record. Gene Ontology annotation, cellular component: ribosome; cytosolic small ribosomal subunit. The annotation marks the transcript as partial. Gene Ontology annotation, biological process: translation; maturation of SSU-rRNA; ribosomal small subunit assembly. The transcript is spliced from 4 exons. Lineage: Eukaryota; Fungi; Ascomycota; Dothideomycetes; Mycosphaerellales; Mycosphaerellaceae. Gene Ontology annotation, molecular function: structural constituent of ribosome.
GUAACAGAUCAGCCGUCCGACCAUCUCGCAUCACGAUCACGCCAAUCACUCACCGACAACCCGUCAAACCGAUCAUACAACUGCAAAGAUGGAUUCCGCAAAGGUCCCAGUCAAGCUCGUAAAGGUCAUUAAGGUCCUCGGCCGCACCGGCUCUCGUGGAGGUGUUUGCCAGGUCCGCGUCGAGUUCAUGGACGACACCACCCGUAGCAUUAUCCGCAACGUCAAGGGACCAGUCCGUGAGGACGACAUCCUCUGCCUCCUCGAAUCUGAGCGUGAGGCCCGCAGACUGAGAUAAGCGUGGAGGACAAAGCAAAACAACGUUGGAGCGGAGCCGGAAUACGAUGGCGGUCACGAUCUGAAGACAAUUCCAGCGCGGUGCCGCGGUAGCACCUGGCGUUAUGGCAUCGGCAUGGGCAUCUAUGCAGUGGUAGAGAUCACAGCGAAAGUCUUCACAAAAUGCGAAUCGGUUCACGCCAGUUUGGAGCCCCAAAUCUAGCACCAUGCAGCUCUUCUUCCGUUCCAAUACCCAAAGACCGGUGUUAGUUGUGAGAUGUGGAAGUACAUGUCGUGUAGAAAUGAUGUCGUG